Seriola dumerili (greater amberjack) is the source of this 1536-nucleotide messenger RNA. RefSeq names its product solute carrier family 13 member 1 (gene slc13a1). Gene Ontology annotation, molecular function: sodium:sulfate symporter activity. Bases 16 to 1536 code for a protein of 506 amino acids. Lineage: Eukaryota; Metazoa; Chordata; Actinopteri; Carangiformes; Carangidae. The transcript is spliced from 12 exons. Gene Ontology annotation, biological process: monoatomic anion transmembrane transport. The record is from RefSeq and is a predicted model, not a curated record. Gene Ontology annotation, cellular component: membrane.
UUUGUGUUGCUGCUGAUGGCGACGUACUGGGUGACGGAGGUGAUUCCUCUGUCCAUGACCGCCAUGCUCCCCGCCAUCCUCUUCCCCAUGUUUGGCAUCAUGAAGUCCUCAGGCGUGGCGAAGGAGUACUUUAAAGACUUCCACUUCUUACUGGUGGGCGUCAUCUGCCUUGCCACGUCCAUCGAGAAGUGGGGUCUCCACCGCAGAAUCGCCCUGAGGCUCGUCACCAUGGUGGGAGUCAACCCUGCGUGGUUGAUGUUGGGCUUCAUGUCCGGCUGUGCCUUCCUCUCCAUGUGGGUCCAAAACACCUCGGCCGUUAUGAUGGUGAUGCCCAUCGUGGAGGCUGUCCUCCAGCAGAUCCUGAAAGCCGAGGAGGUGGGAUGUGCCGGCGAAGACAACCCCAACCUACAGCUGGACGGUACCUGGGCUGCAGUGUGCCCGCCUGCGGCUCCCAGCAGGAGUAAACAGGACCUCAUGGUGUGUAAAGCCAUGUGCAUCGGCAUCGCCUACUCCUCCAACAUCGGAGGCAUCACCACGCUGCCGGGAACCUCGCCCAACCUCAUCUUCUCCGAGUACCUCAACCAGAUUUACCCACAAUGCAACUGCAUUAACUUCGGGAACUGGCUCUUGCUGUGCCUGCCCAUCAGUGUUAUCAUGCUGCUGCUGACAUGGAUGUGGCUGUACUGGCUCUUCAUUGGCUCAGACUUCAGGUUCCUAUGGCGAUGUGGAGGAGAGCAGUCUGAGAGAGAGAAGGCAGCAAGAAAAGUGAUAGAAGACGAGUACAAGUCACUGGGACCCAUGAGUUCUCAGGAGAUCUUCACUGCGGUGGUUUUCCUGGUGAUGGUGUUGUUGUGGUUGACCAGAUCUCCAGGGUUCAUGCCGGGCUGGGCUUCUCUCUUCCCUCAUCACUUGGGCUUCAUCACUGAUGCCACCGUGGCUCUGCUGCUGGGUCUCCUCUUUUUCAUCGUACCUGCCUACGGACCCUCCAGAAAAUAUGAGGCCAUGAUCUCCUGGAGGGAGUUCCAGGCCUCGAUGCCGUGGAAAGUGGCCCUGCUAGUCGGUGGAGGCUUCGCACUCGCUGAGGGCACAAAGGAAUCAGGUCUGUCUUUGUGGGUGGCCGAGCUGCUGACACCUCUGGGUGAUCUGCCUGUCUUGGCCACGAUCACCGUUGCCUGCAUCAUCGUCACCACGGUAACAGAGGUCGCCAGCAACGUCGCCACCAUCACCAUCUUCCUCCCCAUCCUCUCUCCUCUGGCUGAGGCCAUCCACGUGAACCCGCUGUACGUCCUGAUCCCCACCACCCUGUGCACGUCCUUCUCUUUCCUGCUGCCAGUGUCCAACCCGUCCAACGCCGUUGUGUUCGGCUACGGUCACAUCAGCAUCAUGGACAUGGUGAAGGCGGGGCUUGGUGUUAACGUGAUUGGUGUCCUUGCCGUUCUGUUUGCCGUGGCGACGUGGGGAGGUCCGCUAUUCUCUCUGGAUACGUAUCCUGACUGGGCGCCGGUCCUCCCCGGUUUUAACUCCACAACACCCUGA